Molecule: messenger RNA, 378 nt
Organism: Chaetomium globosum CBS 148.51
Lineage: Eukaryota; Fungi; Ascomycota; Sordariomycetes; Sordariales; Chaetomiaceae
Exons: 2
Coding region: 1-378 (125 amino acids)
Biological process (GO): protein import into mitochondrial intermembrane space
Cellular component (GO): mitochondrial intermembrane space
Molecular function (GO): zinc ion binding
Source: RefSeq, a predicted model, not a curated record
AUGUUGGAAACACCCCCUCCCAACCACCCCUUCCACUCACACACACCCCCAGGCCGCAAAUGGUUCGACUGCCCCGAAUGCCACGCCGAGCAAGAGUCGCACCCGCUGCUCCAACGAUUCGAGAUGAUCUUCGCGUGCAAGAAGUGCCGCAAGUGCUUCCGCAAGGACGCGCAAGAGUUCGAGGAGGCGGACGAGUACUGCCCGCACUGCGACAACCACUUCGUGCUGGACGCGCUCACGCCCAAGGCGGCCAUCAGCGUCGAGGGCGCCGACGUGCGCGUCGACAGCCGCAUGAUCAAGGACGAGCGCGAGAAGGCCAAGGACGGGGAGCGCGUGACUGUGUUUGAUCCUGAUCGGGAGGCGGAUAAGCUGGGUUGA